AUGGGCCUCAAUUUCAAAGUCUUUUUCAGCAAACGACCUGGCGUGAAUCGCUCUACACCUCCGGGACACGACGACCUCAAAUGGGUCCCAACGACCUCCACCUUGAUAUACGGUGCAACAGAUGCAGUCCUUGUCGAUACACAGCUCACAAUCGAGGCUGGAGAUGCUUUGGCAGAUUGGGUUGCCGCGAGUGGCAAGAACCUUACUAAAAUUUACGUCACUCACGGGCACGGCGAUCACUUCUUUGGCAAUUCUAUCUUGUUGAAACGCUUCCCUAAUGCUAAGGUCGUGUCCACCCCGGAGGUGGUUUCGCGAAUGCGAACCGAGUCAUCUCCAGACAGGUUGGAGAGCUUUUGGAAUAAAUUGUUUCCAAAACAGAUCCCGGAGCAUUUUGUUUUUGCCGAGCCACUCCAGCAAGAUGAGAUUGGGCUUGAAGGCGAGAGAUUGGUAGUGAUCCGAAUCGGCCAUACCGAUUGCGACAAUACCACCGCACUGUGGGUGCCGUCUAUCGGUCUCGUGGUGGCCGGUGAUUCCGUCUAUGGCAAUACUCAUCCGUAUCUCGGCGAGUCUGCCACCAAGGAAGCGCGUUUGGCGUGGAUCGCUGCCCUGGAUACGAUCGCCGCUCUUCAGCCCAAAUUUGUCAUCGGAGGCCACAGUGACCCCCAAAACGGCUUUGCGCCAGCUGCCAUCAACGAGACAAAAAGAUAUCUGGAAGAUUUUGAACGUGUCGCACAGCAAUUCACUACAGCUGAGGAAAUAUACACUCAUAUGCUGCAGUUACACCCAGGCCGGCUUAACCCGGGCUCUCUAUGGGGAGGUGCAACACAGGCCGUGAAACGUUGA
Penicillium atrosanguineum is the source of this 843-nucleotide messenger RNA. Its product is annotated as MBL fold metallo-hydrolase. The record is from RefSeq and is a predicted model, not a curated record. Lineage: Eukaryota; Fungi; Ascomycota; Eurotiomycetes; Eurotiales; Aspergillaceae. The transcript has a single exon. The coding region runs from base 1 to 843 and encodes 280 amino acids.